UCUUAGGGGGGGAAAAUGACUAAGGGCGAAAUAUAGGAAAGGGGGGUCCUAUAGGGCGAAGGAGGGGGGGAAGUCAAAUGUGGGGUGCCGCCCCCCCACAUCAUAAAUACACCUGAAUAGACUCCUUUUGUGAAAGGGGGAUCCCCCUCCUUCGUGCCACCUGCUUCCCUUGUCUAUUUGAGCCUUUCCAAGAAGCUGGAGGGUCGCCCAAUCCUCCCCGGGAAAAGGCGUCCAUUGCCCGGCGUGGGAUCUACGCGAGGCCGGGGCUUUUGCGGCCUGCGCGCCCGUGCUGAGGAGAACAACGCCUCCCACCUCCAAGCCUCCCCUCCUUUUCUCCAUCGUCUCCUAAUGGCAAAAAGCAACUAAGGCUAAAAGAAUAAUAGUGUGUGGUGGUGGAAGGGGGACCCCCUCCGUUUUCUCUCUCCAGGAGCGGAGCUUAGCCUGGCCGACGCAGGUGAGACCGCGUCCCGUGCCUCGGUCUCCUCAUUCGAGGGGGGGAAGAGGCCGCUUGCUUUUUCCCGUCGUCCUUCCGAGGCGGAGGGCAGAUAUGAUGGAAGAAUUGCACAGCCUGGACCCACGACGGCAGGAACUGUUGGAAGCCAGGUUUACUGGAGCAGGUGUUGCGAAGGGUCCCUUGAACAGUGAAUCUUCUAAUCAGAGUUUGUGCAGUGUGGGCUCUCUGAGUGACAAGGAAUUGGAGACUCCUGAAAAAAAACAGAAUGACCAGCGCAACAGGAAGAGGAAAGCAGAGACAUUUGAGACUAGUCAAGGCAAAGUUACUCCAAGGGGACAUAAAAUUAGUGAUUAUUUUGAGUUUGCUGGUGGAAGUGGUCCAGGAACAAGCCCUGGAAGAAGCGUGCCACCUGUUGCACGAUCAUCACCACAGCAUUCCUUAUCAAAUCCCUUACCUCGCCGAAUGGAGCAGCCACUUUAUGGGGUAGAGAGCGGCGCAGCCAAGGAACUACAGGAGGAGCAUUCUGCUCUGCCAACGCUGGUGUCGGCGAUGCUAGCGAAACAGCGGCUAGAGGGCGAGCAGCUGGCCCAGAGGGGUACAAGCCUCUGUUUUCCAUUUACUUCGGCUCAGCAAGGCAGUCCUUCCUCAAUAGGUUCAGGGAACACAGAGCAUUCCUGCGCCUCCCAAAAACAGAUCUCCGUCCAAAAUAAACAGACGCAGUCUGAUCUUACAAUGGAGAAAAUAUCUGCACUAGAAAACAGUAAGAACUCUGAUCUAGAAAAAAAAGAAGGCAGAAUAGAUGACUUAUUAAGAGCAAACUGUGACUUAAGGCGACAAAUAGAUGAACAACAAAAAAUGCUUGAAAAGUACAAAGAGCGGUUGAAUAGAUGUGUAACAAUGAGCAAGAAACUCCUUAUAGAAAAGUCAAAACAGGAAAAGAUGGCAUGCCGAGAUAAGAGUAUGCAGGAUCGGUUGCGGCUGGGUCACUUUGCCACAGUCCGGCAUGGUGCCUCUUACACUGAGCAAUGGACAGAUGGCUAUGCUUUCCAAAACCUUAUCAAGCAGCAAGAAAGGAUAAAUUCCCAAAGGGAAGAGAUAGAGAGGCAAAGAAAAAUGUUAGCAAAGCGGAAGCCACCUGCCAUGGGACAGGCUCCACCAGCAACAAACGAGCAAAAGCAACGUAAGAACAAGACCAACGGAGCAGAAAAUGAGACGUUAACACUAGCAGAAUAUCAUGAACAGGAGGAAAUUUUCAAACUCCGCCUAGGUCAUCUUAAAAAGGAAGAAGCAGAAAUCCAGGCAGAACUGGAGCGGUUAGAGAGGGUUAGAAAUCUUCAUAUCAGGGAAUUAAAAAGAAUACACAAUGAAGAUAAUUCACAGUUUAAAGACCACCCAACACUAAAUGACAGAUAUUUGUUGCUUCAUCUCCUGGGCAGAGGAGGAUUUAGUGAGGUAUAUAAGGCAUUCGAUUUAACAGAACAGAGAUACGUAGCAGUAAAGAUUCAUCAGCUAAAUAAAAACUGGAGGGAUGAAAAGAAAGAGAACUACCACAAACAUGCAUGUAGAGAAUACAGAAUCCAUAAAGAGCUGGAUCAUCCUCGCAUAGUUAAGCUAUAUGACUAUUUCUCGCUGGAUACUGACUCGUUUUGUACUGUGCUAGAAUACUGUGAGGGGAAUGAUCUGGACUUCUACCUGAAACAGCACAAAUUAAUGACAGAGAAAGAAGCCCGGUCUAUAAUCAUGCAGAUUGUGAAUGCAUUAAAAUAUUUAAAUGAAAUCAAGCCACCCAUUAUUCACUAUGAUCUCAAACCAGGUAAUAUCCUCUUGGUGAAUGGUACUGCAUGUGGUGAGAUUAAAAUCACUGAUUUUGGGCUCUCAAAGAUCAUGGAUGAUGACAGCUACAAUUCAGUUGAUGGCAUGGAGCUUACAUCUCAAGGGGCUGGCACUUACUGGUAUUUGCCACCUGAGUGUUUUGUGGUCGGAAAAGAACCUCCAAAGAUUUCAAAUAAAGUUGAUGUCUGGUCAGUGGGAGUAAUCUUCUAUCAGUGUCUUUAUGGCAGAAAACCUUUUGGCCACAACCAAUCUCAGCAGGAUAUUCUGCAGGAGAAUACAAUCCUCAAAGCUACAGAGGUGCAGUUUCCUCCAAAGCCAGUAGUAACGCCAGAAGCUAAGGCAUUUAUCAGGCGCUGCCUGGCAUACCGGAAGGAAGACCGGAUAGAUGUCCAGCAGUUGGCAUGUGAUCCCUACUUGCUUCCUCACAUCCGCAAAUCUGUAUCAACAAGCAGCCCAGCUGGGGCUGCUAUUGCCUCAACCUCUGGAUCCUCUAAUAACAGCUCUUCAAACUGAGCAGAAACAAUAGGCCAAAAAUAUAUACGUAUAAUCGGAACUGCAGAAAGAAACCGAGAGAGUCAGACAUGUUUUGAGAUGCAGCCUUGGGAUUGGCAAGGAAUUCACAAAACGGCCUCAAGAAACCGGUAGCAGGUUCUUUGUUUUUUCUCUUGCGUUCUUGUCCCAUCCGUAGAGCAAGGCAUCAUCGAUUCUCGGCAAGGAUCUAUGGCUACUUAAGUCAAGCUAAGUGGCCAGGGGAAAGGAGGUUGGUUAACUGCAAAGGCACUAACCGCUCAGGGCAGCGGAGGGAAAAGAUGGUUCCAUGUACUGUACUGUGAACUUCCAAACACCACGGACCCAGGGGCGGUUCCAUGACACAGGGUGCGCACACGUUGUGUGGCGAAUUGUGGACUUGGCGGCAGGGUAAAGAGGCUGGACUUAGUCCACUGUCAAUAUUUAAGAAAUACGUUCUUUUCUUUUAAAUAAAGUUUAGGCUACAUUUCAUUGGAGGAAAGCGGAAGAAACCAUAGAGUUCAAUGCUGUGAGGGUCCACUGAGGGACUGGCAAAAGACAUCUUGUGCCCUUCAUUAAGGGAAUCAGGUGUCUUGCCUGUUCAUAGCAUUAGCAUGUUACCCCAAAUAAUUUCAGUUUCAAAGUAACCAUUUCUAUUGGUUUUCUGGUUAUAAAGUGAACUAACUAGCACGUCAAUGUGGCAGUCCUUUCCCCCUUUAUCUUAGGUUGGUCUCAUAUACUGUGAGGGGAGUGCAAUGCAAUGCAAAGCUUACAUUACAACUGUGAGCAUAGAUUUCUAAAAAUACACACAGAGAGAGAGAGAGAGAAACUUCUCAGAAGAAGAGCUGCUUCUGGACAGACACUUGAUGGUAGUCUCCCCACCUGAAAUCAAAAUAAAUCAAAGUAUUUCUGUUUUGCGGGGAGAAAAUCUGCUUUCCUUGCAUGGUUCUCUGAUUGAUUCACUGGAGUCUAUUUCAGACCAAAGUGUUCUCUUCAACACACAUGGAUGCUGGCUCUGACAGAACACACUAGUCAAAGCACCCUCCCUUCCCCCUCUUCCUCUCUGUUUAACAUUUAUUUUCUAUGCUGUGCAUUAACACCCCAAAGGAAAUAUCCUCAAAAACAGAAUUCUGUUUCAGUUCCUUUAUCUAAGAGAAUUUUGUUUUGUUUUUUACGGUCCUUAUUUUUUAAAAUCGUUAAGAAAAACAUUUAAACCAAAGAAUCCAGUUGCUUGAAACUUGACUCCCACAUGUGGCCAAAAUGAUGUUUGCGGAUAAUAUUUUUUAGUUUUACUGUAUGGUGGCACCUGGCCAGGACUUAAAGUCUGCCAGGAUUUAAAUUCUUUGUUCACAACUGUUGAUUCUCAGUGCUCCCUUCUUUGCUUUCUUCAGGCAGUGGUGCAGAGUGAGGGUGAUCAAGCCAUACUGAGAAUUGGUGGUGGGGGGGGGACCCAGGAGUGGGGAAACACAGCUGGAAAGUAGUGUACACACUUCUGCAGAUCAGAUAGGUAGGAUUUGCACGAUUAAUGUGUGUGUGUACCCACCUAACUUUUCCCAUUGGCUCCAUCACCAGGUUAGAUAUACAGCGUGGUUGAUAGAGGAAUCUAUGCCUCUGAUUAAAUGUCAUCGAAAGAGACUGCAUGUGGAAGUAAGGAAAUACAACAUGUCACCAUACCUGAAAGCACUGUUAAAAGGCUUUUGAAACAAAAAUCCCACACCUAAUUGGUCCCAUGAGUCUACUUUUUGAAGUAGGUGGGCUUCUCCUCAUGAUCGUGUGGUGAUUUUGUUCCUCAAAACAGACGGAGUGGGCAUUUAAACAAAUAACUGACUUGCAGUCCUUUGGUGGAACAGUUUAGACUCCUUUUACUGUGUACAGAAAGUAGGCAAAAUCUGGGGCAAGGAAUACCCAUACCCUUGCCCUUAUUAAGGUUGUCUUAGUUUUUAAUAGAGUUCAUCUCCCCCACCCCACAGAAUCAAGUUCUUAAUUUUCUCUAGGCAUAUACAAAAGUAUAAAGCCAACUGUUCUGUCUUUUCUUCUUCACCCCACCCCAGCAUCCCCUUUUUCUUGAAGGAAAACCAGCAUGUGUGUCUGACUUUUAGGGUUCAUCUAUUCCAGGGUUACUCAUAGCUCUUUCACUAAUUGCAGCUUGGAGCCACACAUGAGCAGGCAGGUUGCAGAUGCAAAUGUUGUGGUUGCCAUGGCAGAAUAGAGCUGUUGUCUGCUUGUGAGGGACGAGAAACUUUGGCCACAUAUCUCAGCCAUUUGGGAAUAAGGCUUAUCUUAGUUUUCUGUUGCUGAAACAAGACAUAAAGCAGGUUGUGUAAAUGCUCAGGCCUUUUGCUUUCUCCCUCCUUAGAAAUUAAGCAACUCCUUGCUGUGGACAGGUUAAAAUGUGUAUAUGCCAGUUGGUCAUCUGGCUGCUAGUUCACCACCUAUAGAGAACCCUAUCCCAAAUGAAACUACUUUUAAGUUUGCUUGUUUUUGUAAAAAUCCCAGCCUUUCAGUCAUAAAUUGUAUUUCUUCCUCCUCCUCCCACCAAACUUCAGUCCCUUUGGUUUGUGCCUGAGCAGGAGCCUCUGCCUUUUCAUGGUGUUCAUCACUGAAGCAGGUUAAAUCACUCUGGAUGAGAAAUGCGGACUGUGACUUUUUUCCUUUUCCUUUUUUUUUU
Molecule: messenger RNA, 5462 nt
Organism: Sceloporus undulatus (fence lizard)
Lineage: Eukaryota; Metazoa; Chordata; Lepidosauria; Squamata; Phrynosomatidae
Gene: TLK2
Product: tousled like kinase 2
Exons: 22
Coding region: 548-2800 (750 amino acids)
Biological process (GO): intracellular signal transduction; chromosome segregation; peptidyl-serine phosphorylation
Cellular component (GO): nucleus
Molecular function (GO): protein serine/threonine kinase activity; ATP binding
Source: RefSeq, a predicted model, not a curated record